Molecule: messenger RNA, 2400 nt
Organism: Coniosporium apollinis CBS 100218
Lineage: Eukaryota; Fungi; Ascomycota; Dothideomycetes
Exons: 1
Coding region: 1-2400 (799 amino acids)
Molecular function (GO): polygalacturonase activity
Source: RefSeq, a predicted model, not a curated record
AUGGUUGCUUUCGGCACUUGCGCGCUCUUAGCGCUGCAGCUUCUUAUCGCUUCUCCAUUCUCAACUGCUGCUCCGUUGGCGCAGUCUAACAACAAGAACAAGCCACCUCCAAGCUACAACACCACUCAGCCACCCACUGACCUCAACUCCACUGAUCCUUCCUACGGCACCUUCGCAGCCUCCAACUACUGGGUUGCGAACAUCAGGCGCCAGGGCAAGGCUGCCUUUCACGGCGAUGUCAAUUACAAAGUCUACCGCAACGUCAAGGACUAUGGCGCCAUUGGUGACGGAAACGCCGACGACACUGCGGCCAUCAACCGGGCUAUCUCUGACGGCAACCGCUGCGGUUUAGGCUGCGAUUCCAGCACUGACGACCCUGCUUUCGUCUACUUCCCGCCCGGCACGUACAAGGUCAGCAGGCCCAUCAUUCAGUACUACUACACUGGACUCAUCGGUGAUGCGCUCCAACUCCCGGUUCUCAAAGCCGCUCCCAACUUCGAGGGCAUGGCUGUCGUCGACGCCGAUCCUUACACGAACACCGGUGCCAACUGGUACACGAACCAGAACAACUUCUUCCGCCAGAUCCGCAACUUCGUCAUCGACACUACUGCUAUGCCUCAGGACCGUGGUGCUGGUAUCCACUGGCAAGUGGCGCAGGCUACCUCGCUCCAGAACAUCCGCUUCGAGAUGGUCCGAGGUGGCGGCGCCGCCAACAAGCAGCUCGGUAUCUUCAUGGACAACGGCUCCGGUGGGUUCAUGACAGACCUUACCUUCAACGGUGGCAACUACGGCGCCUUCCUCGGCAGCCAGCAGUUCACCACCCGUAACAUGGUCUUCAACGGUUGCAAUACUGCGAUCUUCAUGAACUGGAACUGGGCCUGGACUCUUAAGUCUAUCUCGAUCAACAACUGCAAGGUCGGCAUCGACAUGGCCAACGGCGGCUUCAACCAGACCGUCGGCUCUGUCCUCGUCCAGGACAGCAAGAUCAGCAACACCCCGAUCGGUAUCCUCACCAGCUUCAACGCCGGCAGCCUGCCAAACACUGGCGGUACCCUCAUCGUCGACAACGUCGAGUUCCAGAACUGCCCUGAUGCUAUCCGUCACCCCGAUGGCACACGAGUCUUGGCUGGCAACACCGUCGUGCAGGCUUGGGGCCAGGGUCGCCGAUACGUGGGAGCCGGCGGCGAGCGCAUCCAGCGCGCCAUCACUCCACCAGUCAAGCCUGCCGCGCUCAUGGGAGCCGGCGGCAAGAUCUUCGAGCGAAGCAAGCCCCAGUAUGAGAACGUUCCUGUCGCCAACUUUGUCAGCAUCAAGGACAAGGGCGCCAGGGGUGACGGUAACACCGACGACACCGACGCCAUCCAGAGGGCCAUGAACGGGCUUGGACCUGAUCAGAUUCUCUACUUCGACCACGGUGCCUAUGUCAUCACAAGGACCAUUGUUCUGCCCCCCAGGAUUAAGAUCACCGGCGAGUUCUGGCCGCUCAUCAUGGCCAGCGGCCCAUUCUUCGCUGACCAGAACGCGCUCAAGCCCGUCUGGCAGGUUGGCAAAGCCGGCGAACAGGGUGCUGUUGAGAUCAGCGAUCUCAUCUUCCAGACCAAGGGCCCAGCACCCGGCGCGAUCCUCAUGCAAUGGAACCUCGCUGGUGCCGCCGGCGCCAACGGCCUCUGGGACGUCCACUUCCGCGUAGCAGGCACAGCCGGCACGCAGCUCCAAGCCGACAAGUGCACGAAGAACCCAGGUGCGCCGCACGGCGCCAACCCGGCCUGCAUGGGCGCCGGCAUGCUCUUCCACAUUGCUCGCACCGGCUCCGUCUACGUGGAGAACUGCUGGUUCUGGGUGGCGGACCACGAGCUCGACCAGGCGCCAUACAACCAGAUCGACAUCUACAACGGCCGCGGCGUGCUCAUCGAGUCCCAGGGCCCCGUCUGGAUGUACGGCACCGCGUCCGAACACAACGUGCUCUACAACUAUCAGCUCAACAACGCCAAGAACGUCUACAUGGCGCUCAUCCAGACCGAGACGCCGUACUACCAGGGCAACCCUGACGCGACUACGCCGUACACUCCCCAGACCGCCAUCAAGGACCCGGACUUCCGCGCCGUCAACGGUGCUGGUGUGAAGAAGGCCUGGGGUCUCCGUGUCAUCGACUCGAGCGACUUCUUGCUCUAUGGCGGCGGCUUGUACAGCUUCUUCGAGAACUACAACCAGGACUGCUUGAGGACUGAGAGCUGCCAGGCCAACAUGGUCUCCAUCGAGGGCUCGGCUAACAACGUCCACCUCUUCGGCCUCAGCACCAAGGCGUCUGUCAACAUGGUGACGAGGAACGGUGUCGGACAGGUCUUCGAUCGCGACAACAGGAGCAACUUCUGCGGUACGAUCAUGAGGUGGUUGCAGUGA